Molecule: messenger RNA, 1620 nt
Organism: Carlito syrichta (Philippine tarsier)
Lineage: Eukaryota; Metazoa; Chordata; Mammalia; Primates; Tarsiidae
Gene: KMT5C
Product: lysine methyltransferase 5C
Exons: 8
Coding region: 235-1620 (461 amino acids)
Cellular component (GO): nucleus
Molecular function (GO): histone H4K20 methyltransferase activity; protein binding
Source: RefSeq, a predicted model, not a curated record
GGUGCCCUCCUGGGGGCUCCCGCCUACACACACUUGUUACCUUCCGUGUUCCCUAGAGCCCGGGGUCUCAGUGCUGCUUAUCUCCCUGCUCACAGAUGAGACUUCAGGGCUCGCAGGAGGCACACUCGGCUUCUGAGUGGCACGGAGGCAAGCUCCAGGCUAGGUUCCCUGCCUCUGCCGUGCUCUCACGGAGUCCCCAGUCUCGGCCAGAGGCAGCAUGGUCCACAAGGCGCCAUGGGGCCCGAUAGAGUGACAGCCCGGGAACUGUGUGAGAACGACGACCUGGCCACUAGCCUCGUGCUGGACCCCUACCUCGGCUUCCGCACCCAUAAAAUGAACGUCAGCCCCGUGCCCCCCCUGCGGCGACAGCACCACCUGCGCUCAGCGCUGGAAACUUUCCUGAGGCAGCGGGACCUGGAGGCUGCAUACCGGGCCCUGACGCUGGGAGGCUGGAUGGCCCACUACUUCCAGAGCCGGGGCCCACGGCAGGAGGCUGCCCUCAAGACCCACGUCUACCGCUACCUCCGUGCCUUCCUGCCAGAGAGUGGCUUUGCCAUCCUGCCCUGCACCCGCUACUCCAUGGAGACCAACGGUGCCAAGAUUGUGUCCACCCGUGCUUGGAAGAAGAACGAGAAGCUGGAAAUGCUGGUGGGCUGCAUCGCAGAGCUGCGGGAGGCGGAUGAGGGGCUGCUAAGGGCUGGCGAGAACGACUUCAGCAUCAUGUACUCCACCCGCAAGCGGAGUGCCCAGCUGUGGCUCGGUCCUGCUGCCUUCAUCAACCACGACUGUAAGCCCAACUGCAAGUUUGUGCCCGCAGAUGGGAACGCGGCCUGCGUGAAGGUACUGCGGGACAUUGAGCCGGGGGAUGAGGUGACGUGCUUCUACGGCGAGGGCUUUUUCGGCGAGAAGAACGAGCACUGCGAGUGCUACACGUGUGAGAGGAAAGGUGAAGGCGCCUUCCGCCAGCAGCCCAGGGAGCCCGUGCUGCCGCCGCGGUCCCUGGACAAGUACCAGCUCCGGGAGACCAAGCGACGGCUGCAGCAAGGCCUGGACGGCAGUGGCCGGCAGGGCCUGUUGGGCCCUCGGGUCUGUGCCCACCUGUCCCUCCUGCGCCGGGACCCAUACUGCGCUGCCUGCCAGCCCCUGCACCUGCCAUCCUGCAGCAUCCGCCCGGAUGCCUUGCCCCUGUGGCUCCAGUGGCUGCCUCAGCCCCAGCCUCGCUUGCGUCCCCGGAAGCGCCGACGCCCUCAGCCCCGGCGGGCCCUGGCAUCCCCCUCUCUCCGUGCUGCCCGUGUCUCCCUGCACCAAUGGGGCGGCUGUGGCUCCCACUGCCGCCUGCAGGCAGAGGCCCUGGUGGCCCUGGGUCGGUCCCCCCGUGCCCGCUGGGCUCCCCAGCAGGAUUGGCACUGGGCCCGGCGCUAUGGGCUGCCUUAUGUGGUGCGUGUGGACCUCAGCCGCCUGGCCCCAGCCCCGCCAGCCACCCCUGCCCCUGCCGAGGCCCCAGGACCCAUCCUGAUCCCCAAGCAGGCCCUCGCCUUCGCCCCCUUCUCCCCGCCCAAGCGCCUGCGGCUGGUGGUCAGCCAUGGCUCCAUCGACCUGGAUGUCGAUGGAGGGCUGUGA